CCAACCUCCCGAACCCAGUCCACCAACCUGAAGCGGCAGCCGGCGCGGCCAAAACCCAACAAAACCCACCGAAUCCACCUCGCCGCGGCGGCCGUCGUCACCUCCACCGCCCACCGCUCCCCUCCCCGAGCGGCGCCACCAUUUAAACCUCGCCGCCAGCCGCCGCUUCGCUUUCUCCUCCACCCCAAUGCUUUCCCCGACCUCCACCAUCCUGCCCACCUCGCCCCUCCCCCACCCCGCCGCCCCAAACCCUAGCCCCCGUCAGCACCUCCGCUUCCCCUUUCCCCCGCCCACCGCCGCCUCCGCGGCGGCGGUUCGGGCAGCGGGGCGUCGGACGUGCUCGGUGCGAGCCUCGGCCCCGGAGGGGACCGGCUGGCCGGCGCCGGCGCUGGGUAAGGAGUUGGUGGAGAUGGAGCGGCUGGUGGAGGUGGCGCAGAGCGCGGCUGACGCGGCGGGGGAGGUGCUCCGGAAGUACUUCCGGCAGCGCUUCGAGAUCAUCGACAAGGAGGACCACAGCCCCGUCACGAUUGCAGAUAGAGAAGCAGAAGAAGCAAUGACGUCAGUCAUACUCAAGAGCUUCCCUACUCAUGCGAUUUUUGGCGAGGAGAAUGGUUGGAGAUGUGUGGAGAAGUCUGCUGACUAUGUUUGGGUAUUGGACCCCAUUGAUGGAACAAAGAGCUUCAUAACUGGCAAGCCUCUUUUUGGUACACUUAUUGCUCUUCUGCAUAAUGGGAAGCCGGUUAUGGGCAUUAUUGAUCAGCCAAUCUUGAGAGAGAGAUGGGUUGGGGUGGAUGGGAAGAAAACAACCUUAAAUGGGCAAGAAAUAUCUGUCCGUCCUUGCAAUGCACUGGCGCAAGCUUACUUAUAUACAACAAGUCCACAUCUCUUCGAGGGAGAUGCUGAAGAUGCAUUUAUUCGUGUACGAGAAAAGGUGAAAGUCCCACUGUACGGCUGUGAUUGUUAUGCUUAUGCUCUUCUGGCUUCUGGUUUUGUGGAUCUUGUUGUUGAAUCCGGUUUGAAGCCAUAUGACUUUCUCUCGCUGGUACCGGUCAUUGAAGGAGCUGGAGGGUCAAUAACCGACUGGGAAGGGAACAAGCUCCACUGGCCCGUCACUUCGGAAUCUCGGCCCACAAGUUUCAACGUGGUGGCAGCUGGAGAUGCCCGUGUCCAUGGGCAGGCCCUAGAAGCGCUGCGGUGGCACUAACCUGCAGCACACACCUGCUUCUGUUGUCCAUUUAGAAGAUGGCAAACUGUUAUUCAUGUGUCCAAUAAACUGAUUAUAUGUACACUUCCUCAGUCGGGAUAGCAAGAUGUAGUGCUGUACAUUGCACCUUGACUUGGUAAAUAACCCGUGAUUUGUACUUAUGAUCCCUGAAUGAUGUAUGAUUGCACUGUGUAGUUGUGAUGGUGCUCUUUUUUGUCAA
This is a messenger RNA of Lolium perenne, 1424 nucleotides long. RefSeq names its product bifunctional phosphatase IMPL2, chloroplastic. Gene Ontology annotation, molecular function: histidinol-phosphatase activity. Gene Ontology annotation, biological process: L-histidine biosynthetic process. The record is from RefSeq and is a predicted model, not a curated record. Lineage: Eukaryota; Viridiplantae; Streptophyta; Magnoliopsida; Poales; Poaceae.